Molecule: messenger RNA, 2257 nt
Organism: Colletes gigas
Lineage: Eukaryota; Metazoa; Arthropoda; Insecta; Hymenoptera; Colletidae
Product: dynein axonemal intermediate chain 4
Exons: 3
Coding region: 1-2253 (750 amino acids)
Biological process (GO): cilium movement
Cellular component (GO): axonemal dynein complex
Molecular function (GO): dynein light chain binding; dynein heavy chain binding
Source: RefSeq, a predicted model, not a curated record
AUGAAAGCGGACGAAAUAGGUCUCCUUGAAUUGACUCCCUCGAAUAAGUUCGAAAGUCCUAGCUCCUCGAAAUUAAAGCUCAGUUCGAUAGGACGAUCGCGCAAGACUGCUGGCAAGAACGUAACCUCAAUUCUUCUGCAGCAACGCCAAGAAAUCCGUGUAACGGACAAUGACGUUGACGUCACGCCAAAAUUACUGACCCACCCUAUGUUCAGUUCGAUCGACGAACAUCAGGUGACUGCAUUCGAGGCGAUCGGUUUGUCUCAAACAGGCAGCGUGGGGCAAUUAAUGUCUUCCAUGUCCGCUUUGGGCAGUCUGAAAAGAAGCUCAUCCAUGGUUAUCAGAACGUCAUCGAUGCCUCUUAGCGUGAUAAUAGCGGAUGACUCGCAAUUUGAAAGUUUCUGGGCCACUCAAGUGGAAGAUUUACCCGAUGACGACGUAGACAAAGCUCCCCCCCAAUUUUAUUUGCCUAGUAUAGAUCCAAACAUUUUUCUCACUCGACCGGAAACCGUGACAUUGAUCCUGAAGGAGACGGAAACGUUUUUCAUUUUCGAGAUGCAGCCACGCACGGGCGACUUACGGACGCCAGAGGGUACGGCGAUUAAGGAAGAAAACGAGAAUUACGAAUACAAAACGGUCGGGCCCGGAUCGAACAGAAAAUUAGUAGAUGCCGAAACCCAGUGCAUACAAGUUCUCACAAAAUCGCGGGGCACGUAUCUCGGCAGAAGAAUGCGUAGAAAUCGGGGUAUGCUCAUGAAUAAUUGGGUCUUCCACGACACUUUCGCUGCACCUGAAAUGAUGACCGAAAGGGGUGGUCUGCUUAUUGUACACACGAAGGAAUCUAUGGAGCAAAUGUGGCAGGCAGAGGAAGUAAAAUCCAAACUGCCACAGGUGGAUACGCAGAAGAAACCCAUAACUCCGGAAGAAGAGUUAGCGUACAUAUUCAACCAUGUGAAUUUCCUGAAUGCCGUGCACAUAAUGGAGCGUAUAAUAUCGAACAAUAUUUUCAUUCACGCGCAAAAACGUUUCAUCGGCCUGAUCAAGCAGGACCCCUGCAGCCUCGAUUUAGAGUUCACGUACAGUUUGGAUCUACUCUGGACCUAUACCUUCGAAACGUGCAGCGGCAGACCAGUGUCCUCCUUUCGUUGGAGUUACAUCAAUAAGAAUAUUCUGGCUGUGGGAUACGGGGCACGGGCGAAUUCAGAAACGAAAGACGGACUGGUGUUGAUAUGGAACGCAAAGAAUCCUGAUGUACCGGGUCGUGCGUACCCCUUCGACGUUCCGGUGUCGGACCUUGAUUGGAGCCGCGAUCGACCAAAUUUGCUCGCUAUUGGCUUCUACGAUGGUCAGAUCAAGGUGAUCGACGUGAGCAUUAAUUACGUAAACGUGAUACGACAGAGCGAGAGGACCACGUCUCCCUCCAGUUCGCCACAGUGGCAGGUUCAAUGGUGGGCCGGUGACGAGCAGUUCGCCUACCAGGAACAGAUUUACACCUGCGACCAGGACGGUCACAUAUUCUGCUAUCGAUACGUCGAGGAUUUUAUGUCGACGACGAUGAUGAGGGUGUUCAGGAUAGAGGGUACGUUACCGGGAGUUAGCAGAACUUCCCAUUGUAACGUUUACGACACGUCGAUCAACCGAAGUCCUGGUACGUUGGUGCUCCGUAGACAUCCCACUUUGAGUACCAUCUAUUUCGUCGGCUCUGACGAGGGUUGCAUCUACAAAUGCUCGACGAAUUAUCUGUACCAGCAUAUAGAGAGCUUUCUAGCGCACGAUGGGCCGAUCUACUCGAUGCUAUUCUCUCCGUUCUGUCCGAAAAUCUUUUUGACCUGCGGCGCCGAUUGGUGCACGCGAAUCUGGGCCGAAGGGCUCACGGAACCGUUGAUCACCCUGUCCACGACUAUGGCCUGUGUUCGGUACGCGGUAUGGUCGCCCACGCAUUCCACGAUCAUCGCGAAUAUCGUCAACAACGAGAUUUGCAUUUGGGACAUUAAAAGAAAGACCUACAUCCCGUCAUCCGUGACUACAUCACCCACCAACGCAAGACUGGUCACGCUCGACUUCACUUCAGAUGGUAACCAGGUAGUGACGGGAAACAUAGAAGGUGACGUGUAUGUUCACAACUUGGAGGGAAUGCCGUUUCCGCCGUACAAUCAGAAACAGGUGUUGAUCGAGUCCAUCGUGAAAGCCUUAGUCACGAAACCGGCUAUUCUGAAAAACCUGAAGAAACUUGGCCCGCCAUUUUCCCAAUAAAACA